Clupea harengus (Atlantic herring) is the source of this 876-nucleotide messenger RNA. It is a transcript of the gene pdrg1, whose product is annotated as p53 and DNA-damage regulated 1. NCBI's taxonomy places the organism in Eukaryota, Metazoa, Chordata, Actinopteri, Clupeiformes, Clupeidae. Gene Ontology annotation, cellular component: prefoldin complex. Gene Ontology annotation, biological process: protein folding. The record is from RefSeq and is a predicted model, not a curated record.
GGAACUAAAGUAGCUACGUCGAUGUUUCCCUGCUACAGGAGGGACUUAUUUUGAUAGCUGAAGUCCUAGAACGGUCAUGGACGCCACCGCGGAACGUGUUUUAGAGUACUUGACAGGAGUUGAAGAAGCAGCUGAAGAUGUCCUUUCAGAUAAACAACAGAUAGUGGACCUUGAUAGAAAAAGAAACGCAAACAGGGAGGCACUCAAUGCAUUACGAAAUGACUUGUCAGGGGAUGGAAAAGCGAAAGUUUGUUUGGGCAACAUGUUUAUUAAAUUGCCAAAAGACAAAACCAAACAGAUUCUUGAAAAAGACCAAGAACAGCUCGACAAGGAAAUUAGCGGUCUCCGCGACGGUCUCAAGGUCAAAGUGAAUCGACUCAAUGAGUUACAAGGAAAACCUGAACUCACAGGUUACAACCUCUGCCCCCUCAGCAAUGAGGAGAUGAAAGCCAUAAGCAGCAUCCUAAGGACGUAGCCCCCCCGCCCCCCAAACACACACACACGAUAGACCACUCAGGGUGCACACAAGAGAGGGUGUGGUGGGCCUGCUGGGGUGGUAAGAGAACCUCAGACUGUAAUAACAGCGUUAAAUUCACCCAGUGGAGAAGGCCAGACCGGGCUUCAUUAGGCUGCAGCUACCCCACAUGGGCUCAGCCCGUCGUGGUACUCUUUCAGAUUGGUGUGCGGAGCGACAGACUUUCAGCAGAAAUGGUUUUGUAUAUUUGCCACAGCGUUUUUUGUGUCUCAAUACUACUUAUCCAUGAUGUUGUGAACAGUUUGUGAUUCAUUUCUUGCCUUUGACACAUCAUGGUGCACUCAAAUGUAUGACCAAAAUUAAACCAUGACCAGUAAAACACAGAUGUGUUGAACUUCAAA